UGAACAUUGAAUAUGAUAAUGCCAAACCCAGAACAAACAAACUAUGCUUCAAUUGUCCAUACCUGAGAGCUAGAUCAUAUCCUUUUUCCGGCCGAUCUCCGUCUCAGUGCAGGUUCACUUGAUAUGUAAAAGAUGGAGAUUGAAGGUAAUGCAGAGUUGAAUGGACACCUACAAAUGCUUCCACCUCCACCUGGAAGAUUUGUCGAUCGUGAAGAACUUAUACAACACGUCGGGGACUUUGCUGUAUCCCAGGGAUAUGUAGUAACUAUCAAGCAGUCUAAGAGAGACAGAGUAGUAAUUCUUGGUUGUGAUAGAGGAGGUGUUUAUCGUAACAGGCGGAAGGCUUCCGAUGAAUCCUCUAGUGAACGUAUUCGCAGAAGGAAAUCAGGUUCCCGGCUUACCAAUUGCCCUUUUGAAUGUGUGGGAAAGAAGGAUGACGGGUUGUGGUUACUUACAAUAAAAAAUGGAGUACACAAUCAUGAGCCGUUUAAGGAUAUUUCAGAACAUCCUACUGCUCGUCGUUUUUCAGAGGAGGAAAUCCAGUCUAUUAAGGAGAUGACUGAAGCUGGGUUGAAACCUCGACAAAUUCUGAAGAGAUUGAGACAAGGCAACCCAGAACUUCUAUCCACUCCAAAGCAUGUAUAUAAUGUUAAAGCUAAAAUCCGACAAGGAAACAUGACAGUGAGGCAUAUCAGGUCAUUGAGAAUCGAAAAAUGUGCUGCGGGAAGCAGUUCUCUCUCUGCUAAUGAGCCAUCUUGGAGGCAGCGUUAUCCCAUGAGGGUUCCUAAUCUAAUUGGAGGAAAAUUUGUUGAUUCAUCAUCUUUUGCAACUAUAGAUGUUAUAAAUCCUGCAACACAACAUGUUGUUUCUCAAGUUCCUAUGACUACAAAUGAGGAAUUUAGAGCUGCAGUAUUUGCAGCAAAGUGGGCAUUUCCAGCAUGGAGAAACACACCAAUUACCACUCGUCAACGAAUUAUGUUCAGAUUCCAAGAGCUUAUUCGGAGGGACCUGGAUAAGCUGGCAAUGAGCAUUACUACCGAGCAUGGAAAGGCUUUAAAAGACGCAUAUAAUGAUGUAUCACGAGGACUAGAGGUGGUGGAACAUGCUUGCGGAUUGGCUACUCUGCAAAUUGGAGAAUUUGUUUCCAACGUCUCUAAUGGGACGGAUACCUAUAGCAUUAGGGAACCACUUGGCGUAUGUGCUGGAAUUUGCCCAUUUGAGUAUCCAGCAAUGAUCCCACUAUGGAUGUUUCCUGUUGCUAUUACAUGUGGAAAUACUUUUAUUUUAAAGCCACCAGAGAAGGAUCCAGGGGCUUCUAUCACGUUAGCAGAGUUAGCCAUGGAAGCUGGAUUACCUAGUGGUGUUCUAAAUAUUGUUCACGGCACCAAUGACAUAAUUAAUGCUAUUUGCGAUGAUGACGAUAUUAAAGCUAUUUCGUUUGUCGGUCCAAAUUCAGUUGGCGCAUAUGUUUAUGCAAAAGCAUCUACUAAAGGAAAACGUUUUCAGUCUAAUAUUGGAUCAAAGAAUCAUGCCGUAGUCAUGCCUGAUGCAAGCAUGGAUGCUACUUUAAAUGCUUUAGUAGCUGCUGGCUUUGGUGGUGCAGGACAAAAAUGCAUGGCCCUGAGCACCGCUGUCUUUGUUGGAGGCCCAAGUCUAUGGGAAGAAAAACUCGUAGAGCAUGCUAAAGCGCUUAAAGUAACUGCUGGAACAGAACCUGAUGCAGAGCUUGGUCCAGUCAUUAGCAAGCAGGCAAAGGAACGAAUAUGUAUGCUAAUUCAGAGAAGUAUAGACAGCGGCGCAAAACUAGUUCUUGAUGGAAGACACCUUGUGGUUCCGGGAUAUGAACAUGGGAACUUCAUGGGGCCUACCAUCUUAUCUGAUGUCACAGUUGACAUGGAGUGUUACAAGGAGGAAAUCCUUGGCCCAGUUCUUCUUUGCAUGAAAGCUGAUUCCAUAGAAGAUGCCAUAAACAUUGUAAACAGAAAUAAAUUCAGCAAUGGAGCUUCUAUAUUUACCAAAUCUGGUGUUGCUGCAAGGAAGUUUCAGACAGAGAUUGAGGUUGGGCAGGUGGGCAUUAAUGUUCCUAUCUCAGUCCCACUGCCGUUCUCUUCGGUUAUCAGCUCCAAGCCUUCUUUUUCUGGAGAUGUCAACUUUGAUGGAAAAGCUGGAAUUCAAUUUUACACCCAAGUUAAAACAGUGACACAACAGUGGAGAGAUUUAUCAAGUGAAAAUGUUUUACCAGCUAUGCUAUUAUCAAGUGAAGAAGAUGCAUCAGCUAUGCCACUGCCAGGGUCUUAGAAAUUUUAGCAGACAGUUUAGAAAUAGAAAUAGAAUUUUAAAUUAUUAUUUUUUUCCUUUUUUCAUUUUGGAUUAUAGGUUUUUGUACCCUUUGUUCAUAUUAAAUUGUAUUAUAUCUUUAUUCUUCCUUCUCAUAUGAGUUUUAGUAAUAUGAGUUCUUAGUCUA
Messenger RNA from Mercurialis annua (annual mercury), 2464 nucleotides. Its product is annotated as methylmalonate-semialdehyde dehydrogenase [acylating], mitochondrial-like. NCBI's taxonomy places the organism in Eukaryota, Viridiplantae, Streptophyta, Magnoliopsida, Malpighiales, Euphorbiaceae. The coding region runs from base 133 to 2298 and encodes 721 amino acids. The transcript is spliced from 19 exons. The record is from RefSeq and is a predicted model, not a curated record. Gene Ontology annotation, biological process: L-valine catabolic process; thymine catabolic process. Gene Ontology annotation, cellular component: mitochondrion. Gene Ontology annotation, molecular function: malonate-semialdehyde dehydrogenase (acetylating, [NAD(P)+]) activity; methylmalonate-semialdehyde dehydrogenase (acylating, NAD+) activity.